Drosophila santomea is the source of this 447-nucleotide messenger RNA. RefSeq names its product NADH dehydrogenase [ubiquinone] 1 subunit C2 (gene ND-B14.5B). Gene Ontology annotation, cellular component: mitochondrial inner membrane. Gene Ontology annotation, biological process: mitochondrial electron transport, NADH to ubiquinone. NCBI's taxonomy places the organism in Eukaryota, Metazoa, Arthropoda, Insecta, Diptera, Drosophilidae. The transcript has 3 exons. Bases 26 to 376 code for a protein of 116 amino acids. The record is from RefSeq and is a predicted model, not a curated record.
CUCUAUUGUUUUUCAUCCUAUCAACAUGAGUGCUGUUGUCGAUCCGUUGGAACUUUUGACGAACAAGGGCACCCACGAGCCCACUUUCCUCUCGCCGAUAUGGAAUCCGCUCGCCUGCGGAGUGGCCGGAGUGGGCGUGGCCAUUUUCGUCAACUGGGGCUUCCGUAGGCCCGUGUUUUCCGGCAUUCAGAAGCAUAUCGCCUUUGGAGCUCUGGGCGUCGGUGCAGGAUCAUACUUCGAUCAGAAGAGGAACGAGUACGUGGCCAAAAGGGACGCCGUCCUCCGGCACUACAUCGAGCUGCAUCCCGACGAUUUCCCGGUGAAGGAACGCAAGACCUACGGCCAAGUGCUGGAGAGUUGGGUGCCAGUUCGCUAAGUGGAUCUAAAUCUUUGUUGUAAAGCGAGCGAUGGAAGUAGUUAAUAAAACAGCUUUAAUUGUAAAACGUA